CCUGUUCUAGUCGUCUCCCACCAACUCAGAGGAGGACCAAUGAUAUUGAGCCUCCUCGGCGGUCGACGUAGUCGGCGGCCGCGUCCUAUCCGUCGCCAAUUUUCUGCUCUUGCAGCCUCGCACGGCGAAGGUAGUGCAUUGCUUCGCCGAGAGCCAGCUGCACUCCUACGCCUCGCGGCGCAUAGAGAUAGAUAAAAGCAGCUAAUCCUGAGAGUUUCAUGGAGUACAUCGCGUCCUGCGUCACAGGCAAGGGCGCGAAGACCCGGACCUCGCGCGACGUCGCGCCGAACUUCUACAUGGCGGACGGCAGCGUGGGCCCCGACCACCUCGUGCACAAGGACGGCGUCCUGCUCCUCGGCGUGGGCAACCCGCUGCUGGACAUCUCGUGCAAGGUGCCCAUGGACGUGCUGGAGAAGUACGGCGUGAAGAGCGGCGACAUCAUCCUCGCCGAGGACCGGCACGCCACGCUCUACGACGAGCUCGUCGCGCAGUACGCGCCCGAGUACAUCGCGGGCGGCGCGACGCAGAACUCGAUCCGCGUCUGCGCCUGGAUGCUCAAGGCCGCGGGCCGCGCCGGCGGCGCGUGCGCCUUCGCGGGCUGCGUCGGCGACGACGCGAACGGCGCGAAGCUCGCGGAGUGCGCGCGCGCGGGCGGCGUCGAGGUCGCGUACCAGGUCGACGCCGAGGCGCCGACGGGCGUCUGCGGCGUGCUCGUCGACCCGACGAACGAGCGCACGCUCGUGACGCGCCUCGACGCGGCGAACAACUUCACGAAGGACCACCUCGAGACCGCGGCCGUCCAGAAGCUGCUCGUCGCCUCCAAGGUCGUCUACAGCGCGGGCUUCUUCCUCACGUCGGGCGGCCCCGACUGCACCGCGCUGCUCGGCCAGCACUGCGCCGACUUCGGCAAGCGCUUCUGCCUCAACAUCUCGGCGCCGUUCAUCGCGCAGUUCUUCGGCGAGGCCCUGGACGCGACGAUGCCCUUCGUCGACAUCCUCUUCGCGAACGAGACCGAGGCCGCGGCGCUCGGCGAGGCCCGGGGCUGGGGCUCGGACGUCGCGACGGUCGCGCUCAAGUGCUGCGACCUGCCCAAGGCCUCGGGCCGCCGCGCGCGCUGCGUCGUCUUCACGCAGGGCGCCGACUCCACGAUCGUCGCCUGCGAGGGCGCGGUCACGACGUACCCCGUGACGCCCCUCGCCAAGGAGCUCCUCGUCGACACGAACGGCGCGGGCGACGCCUUCGUCGGCGGCUUCCUGUCGCGCCUCGUCCUGGGCGAGGGCUGGGACGCCUGCGUCAAGGCGGGCCACUACGCCGCGCGCGAGAUCAUCCAGCGCCCCGGCUGCACCGUCCCGGACACCUGCGGCUACGGCUCCUUCUUCUAGGCGCCCCGCCCCCGUCGUCUUCCGGCGCGUAACGACGUACGACUAGGAGCCGUCCUUCGCGAAGGAUGGCGCCGGCCGGGGGUCGCCGCUUGGCAUCUAGACCAUAUAUAACGGCGUGGACGACCAGGGCGGCCGCGGCUUUCUGAUGAGUACGCGGG
This is a messenger RNA of Pelagomonas calceolata, 1540 nucleotides long. Lineage: Eukaryota; Pelagophyceae; Pelagomonadales; Pelagomonadaceae. The record is from the annotation of a GenBank genome assembly.